Phragmites australis (common reed) is the source of this 720-nucleotide messenger RNA. RefSeq lists its product as uncharacterized. Lineage: Eukaryota; Viridiplantae; Streptophyta; Magnoliopsida; Poales; Poaceae. Bases 64 to 441 code for a protein of 125 amino acids. The transcript has a single exon. The record is from RefSeq and is a predicted model, not a curated record.
CCAUCGUCAUCUCUCUCUCAAUAUUAGUAAGAGUUGGAGGGACCAUGUGGUGACAUCCUUCCGAUGCAGAUGCACCCAGCCAGCUGCAACUCCAAGGCGCCGGCGCCGGCGCCACAGCCGGUCAAGGAUGGCGCAUCGUCGUCGGCGCUGGACCUCCAAAAAGGAAACCCGGCCGGCCGCGAGGUGGUCCUCGCCGCAGCCGUCGUCGACGUGUGCCUUUUCGGGGCCGCCAUGGCCGGCGCGGCGUUGCUGACGUGGUGGGCGCUGGCGUUCCACCCCUCCUACUCCCAGCUGUGGAUGGUGCCUGUCGGCCUCGUGCUCGCCUGCACCCCGCCCGUCGUCUGCCUCGCGCUCCACUUCUCCGACUCGCGUGUGCCGGGUAAAGGCGGUGCUGGUGCGCCGCCGCCGCCGCUGUUGUCCGCCGUGGUCGUCGAAAAGUAGUGCGUCGUACGUGUUCAUCGAUCAUGCAUGCAUGUGUAAUAUAUUUAUAUUCGUUAGUUUUUUUGGGGGGAGGGGGGGCUCACUUCAUCAUACUGCAUCUCGAUCUAUCGAAUUUUUGACAAUAAACAUGUACGGAUGAUGGAAAUCCAGCUGGUGUACGUGUACGGACGUAGGGAGAAAAUGCAAGUGAGAAUGUAUGUAACUAAGAAAAGUACUGCUGUUUUUCAGGCGCUUGUAAUUUCCCUUAUGUUUCAAUCAAAUAAUUAUUGUUGGUUGGUA